Molecule: messenger RNA, 309 nt
Organism: Dictyostelium purpureum
Lineage: Eukaryota; Evosea; Eumycetozoa; Dictyosteliales; Dictyosteliaceae
Exons: 2
Coding region: 1-309 (102 amino acids)
Source: RefSeq, a predicted model, not a curated record
AUGUUAUCUAAAAUUAUAAAGAGUCCUAUUGUAAUUAGAUUUUUUUCAAGACCUUCAUGUUCAUUAUGCCAAGAUGCUAAGGAAAUAGUAUAUCCUGCUGUAGAAAAUUUUCCAGAAGGUGCAUUUAAAAUAAAUGAAAUUGAUAUAGAUUUAGAUUCAAAUAAAGAAUACUAUGACCGUUUUAAAAAUGAUGUACCAGUUGGAAUGAUAGAGAAAAAAGUAAUUUUCAAACAUAGAAUAGAUGAAGAUAAACUAUAUUUUGAUUUAGAAACAAUGUUAAGGGAUCAAAUUAAAAAAGAAAAAGAAUAA